Penicillium expansum is the source of this 1107-nucleotide messenger RNA. Its product is annotated as Aldo/keto reductase. Lineage: Eukaryota; Fungi; Ascomycota; Eurotiomycetes; Eurotiales; Aspergillaceae. Bases 1 to 1107 code for a protein of 368 amino acids. The transcript has 2 exons. The record is from RefSeq and is a predicted model, not a curated record.
AUGCCACUCCCUGCCCCUCCCCCACCGCGUUCGCCCCUUGACCGACACCGGCAGUUGGCUCCAUCAGCUUCUGUUAGAGUCUCUCCUAUCUUUCUCGGUGCCAUGAAUUUCGGUGAGGCAUGGAAGGAGAGAAUCGGUGAAUGUUCAAAGGAGACAGCAUUCGAAAUUCUGGAUUAUUUCGUGAGCCAAGGUGGUAAUUUCAUCGACACUGCCAACAACUAUCAGAAUGAAGAAUCCGAAAAAUGGAUUGGGGAAUGGAUUGCCCAAAGGCAGAACCGUGAAGAAAUUGUUCUUGCCACCAAGUUUUCCAGCAGCUACAAGAAUCAUGAGGCUGGCAGGGUUCAAUCGAAUUAUGGUUGCAACGGCUCAAAGUCAAUGCGCGUGUCUCUGGAUCUCUCACUACAGAAAUUGCAGACCAGUUAUAUCGACCUUUGUCUCAACGAUUUGGUCGUGAGCGGGAAGGUUCUCUAUCUGGGAAUUUCUGACUGCCCAGCUUGGGUGGUGGCCACGGCCAAUCAUUAUGCUCGCGAUCACGGCUUGCGUCAGUUUUCCGUGUACCAAGGCCUUUGGAACGCUUCGAUCCGGGACUUUGAGCGUGAGACCCUUCCGAUGUGCCGUGAUGAAAAUAUGGGCGUGGUUCCCUGGGGAACCUUGGGCCAAGGCCGAUUCCAAACGGAAGUGGGAUAUAAGGAGCGGGAGCAAAACAAUCCUGGACGCAAGGGAAGAGCCGCAACGGAUGAGGAGAAACGUGCGGCUAAGACUUUGGAAACAAUUGCCGAUGCAAAGAGGACGAAUCUCACCAGUAUCGAUUUCGCCUACGUCCGGCACAAAGCUCCUUAUGUCUUCCCGAUUGUUGGCGGGAGAACUCUUGAGCAUCUUCGAGGCAACAUUGCGGCAUUGGAGGUCUCCCUGAGUGUCGAGGAAGUGGCGCAGAUCGAAGCUGCCUACAGCUUUGAUCACGGUUUCCCUCAUACCUUCCUCAGCGGCAGUCUGUUUGAUGGUAGUGCACCACGGGCACCCAACGGCCCGGGAGAUGUGUGGCUGACGAAAUUGAUGGGCAACUUUGAUUGGGUUCAGCCGCAACUGCCUAUUGAGCGGAAUCAAUAA